Molecule: messenger RNA, 2287 nt
Organism: Aegilops tauschii subsp. strangulata
Lineage: Eukaryota; Viridiplantae; Streptophyta; Magnoliopsida; Poales; Poaceae
Product: cysteine protease 1-like
Biological process (GO): proteolysis
Molecular function (GO): cysteine-type peptidase activity
Source: RefSeq, a predicted model, not a curated record
CGCCGAGACACGCAGCACGAACCAAGAAAGAACAACUCGUACCGUCGUACGCACUCUCGCCGUGAAUUCAUAGCUCUCGAUUAUCGAUCGACUUUCGACGACCUACCAAGACAAAGCUACAAGCGCGACACGUACGCGACCAUGGCGGGCGGCAGCAAGGCCGCGGCCGCUGUGGCUGUGGUCUUGGCCUUCCUACUCUUCGCCAUCGCCUCGACAGCAGCCGCCGCCGCACCCGACAUGUCCAUCAUCUCGUACAACUCGGCGCACGCCGUCCGUGGGCUGGAGCGGACGGAGGCCGAGGUGCGCGCGAUGUACGACCACUGGCUGGCGCGGCACGGCCGCUCGUACAAUGCGCUCGGCGAGUACGACCGCCGGUUCCGGGCGUUCUGGGACAACCUCAGGCUCGUCGACGCCCGCGGGUUCCGCCUCGGGAUGAACCGCUUCGCCGACCUCACCAACGACGAGUCCCGCGCUGCCUACCUCGGCGCCAUCCCGAGCAGCCAAGGCCGCCACGCCGUCGGCGGGAGGUACCUCCACGACGGCGCCGAGACGCUGCCGGAGUCCGUGGACUGGAGGGAGAAGGGCGCCGUGGCCCCUGUGAAGAACCAGGGCCAGUGCGGCAGCUGCUGGGCGUUCUCGGCGGUCGGCGCGGUGGAAGGCAUCAACAAGAUUGUCACGGGCGACCUGGUGACGCUGUCGGAGCAGGAGCUGGUGGAGUGCGCAAGGAACGGGCAGAACAGCGGGUGCAAUGGCGGGAUGAUGGAGGACGCGUUCGACUUCAUCGCCCGGAACGGCGGCAUCGACACGGAGGAGGACUACCCCUACACCGCCAAGGACGGCAGGUGCGACCACGCCAAGAGGAGCCGCACGGCCGUGUCCAUCGACGGCUUCGAGUUGGUGCCGGAGAACGACGAGCUGUCCCUGAAGAAGGCGGUGGCGCACCAGCCCGUGAGCGUGGGCAUCGAGGCCGGUGGCCCCGAGUUCCAGCUGUACGAGUCGGGGGUGUUCACCGGCAGGUGCGGCACGGAGCUGGACCACGGCGUGGUGGCGGUGGGGUACGGCACCGACAAUGGCAGGGACUACUGGAGCGUGCGCAACUCAUGGGGCCCAGACUGGGGCGAGGGCGGCUACAUCCGGAUGGAGCGCAACGUCACCGCGCGCGCCGGCAAGUGCGGCAUCGCCAUGAUGGCGUCCUACCCCGUCAAGAACGGGCCCAACCCCUCACCCAAGCCUGACCCGCCGAAGCCGGUGGCCUGCGACCGCCACAGCAAGUGCCCGGCGGGGAGCACCUGCUGCUGCACCCACGGCGUGAGAAAGACGUGCUUCGUCUGGGGGUGCUGCCCUGCCAAGGGUGCCACCUGCUGCAAGGACGGCGCCACCUGCUGCCCGUCGGACUACCCCGUCUGCAACGCCGAGAACCGCACUUGCUCCAAGAGCAAGAACAGCCCGUACAACGUGGAUGCGCUUAUCCGUACUCCGGCCAAGCGAAGCAGGACAACGACGAUUACACAACUGGUCGAUUUUUAGUGUUCUCUGAACUGGACUUCUAGGCUCUGGGUCUUUUCUUAGUUUCUUUAGCACAUGGGAAUUUUCUUAGUUACAAUAGUACACCAUAUAGGAUAUGAAAUUUGUAUCCGCACGAACAUGUACAUGCGAAAUACCAGUUUUUUUUAACACAAAUACCAGAAUUUUCACCUCGUUGAGAUCAGACACUCCUUCUAUCCAUUUUUUUUCUUUCCAUCUCUCUUUUUGGCUCUACUAGCAAAAAUGCCCGUGCGUUGCAUCGGAAAAAAAAAAUCAUCACACCCCGUAACCAUAGCCAAUUACACGAGUAAUUUUUUGACUCAUGACCCACAUGAACUAAUCUCAACAUGAAGAAUUAUGCUUUCGGCCGAACCAUCUUUGCAAAAUGGCUAACGAAUGUUUGCAUUGUUUGGUUUGCGGGUUUGUUAGUUUUAUUACCACAUCCACUGUAGCAGGUGUACUUAUUGUCCACUGUUAAUGCAAGGCAUAUGUAGUCUGAGAAACAUAAGGACCCGGAAUCUAUUGGGUUAAAAAAAAUAAAAAAAACAUUGUGACCAGCUUAUUAACCAAGAACCCAAAAAAUGGAUAAUUAAUUUCCUAAAGUUAGGACAUUUUCUUGUGGAUCUGUAACAAUCUUCCCAAAAUCUAGAACAAUUCUAUCCUAAACCCAAAACUUUUUUUUCUUAAACCUAGUACAUUGUCCGGCUUAAUAAAAACAUGUCUUUUCUUAAUAGAGAAAUGUUCUUAAAAAUGUCAUAUUUUU